Condylostylus longicornis is the source of this 1077-nucleotide messenger RNA. Its product is annotated as bifunctional ligase/repressor BirA-like. The coding region runs from base 1 to 1077 and encodes 358 amino acids. The transcript has 3 exons. Gene Ontology annotation, molecular function: biotin--[biotin carboxyl-carrier protein] ligase activity. NCBI's taxonomy places the organism in Eukaryota, Metazoa, Arthropoda, Insecta, Diptera, Dolichopodidae. The record is from RefSeq and is a predicted model, not a curated record. Gene Ontology annotation, biological process: protein modification process. Gene Ontology annotation, cellular component: cytoplasm.
AUGCCACCCACAGUCUGUAAAGCACUUCCAUACUCCUCUAUUCAUUUCCCUGUUUGUGAGUCAACCCACAGAUGGGCGUUGGAUAACUUGAGGGUCCUGGUAUCAAAUCACGGGCUGUCUUCAACUCGUCCAGUCAGAGUUUCGACUGAUUCUCAAACUCGAGGUGUAGGGCAGCCAAUUAAGAAUCAAACCCUCGCAGGAGAAUUUAAAACAUGGGCCAACUCAUCUGGAAACGUUUUUGUUACUUUUGUAUUUCCUUGGCUUCAAAGAAAGAUGGAUUCCGUGGUGAAUUUACCUCAAGUUGCUUCAGUUGCUAUUGUUCAAACCCUCCAGAAAAUCGGUGUCGAUUCGAAAGUCAAAUGGGUCAAUGAUGUUAUGGUGAAUGGCAAAAAAAUUGCAGGAGUCCUCUGUAACGCGACUGGUUACCGAUUGCCCUCCACUGACUCUAAUGAAGAGUUCACUGCAGUUUUGGUGUCAGUAGGUUUGAACGUGAAAUCAACUCCAACGUUAGAAGCUUCGGAGUUCCAGCCAAUCACGAGUAUCGCUGAUGAACUCCAACAAUCUGACGUCGAAGCCUCGGCAGUCCUCGAUCUUCUUUCAAUUGAAUUGUAUCGAACGAUGGGAAUUUUUGAAAGCAGAGGAUUCGAUUCAAUUCAUUCUGCACUUGAACAAAUCUUGAUUGGUCAGGGAACGCUUGUCAGUAUUCAGCAACCAGCGAUCAGUCCAACAUCGUCGUCUUGCGAUAAACUUCCUAAUGACGAAAUAUUUGGCAAGUUUAUUGGACUUUGUCCCAAAUCUGGUUCGCUUCUAUUGAAAACUGUCAACAGUGACACUCCAGUUGAAGUAAUCGGUGGGCGGAUUCGAAGAGGAACGAUUAGAAGGGUCAUCAGGAAACAAAAUCUAGCGAGAUCGUCAGCAAUAGCAAGAAUACUUUCAGCAGAUAAACUGGUUUCAUUUGAUGAGUUUAACGAGUCAGACAGAGAAGCGGAAGAAGGGUCCAAUUUUGGCGGACCACAUGAAUCUUGGCUUUCGAGUUUUACCCAUACGAGAGCUCAGAUCAGACAAAUAGUUGGAUAA